AUGUUUCAGCUACCUGUGAGCUUCAAGGAUGUGGUGGUGAGCUUCACACAUGAGGAGUGGGCACGGCUGGACCUGGUGCAGAGGACACUGUACCGUGAUGUGACUCUGGAGACAUGUGACCACCUUGUCUCUCUGGAGUGGAAGACUACACUUGAAAAGAAAGAGUCCAGUUCUGAAAAGGAUAUUGGUGUGGAAAAACCAUCCUUCCAUGUGGAAAUGAAACGCUGUAUAGAGGGCCCCUGGUCUGUGUCAAGGACACACACUGGAGAGAAGCCAUAUACUUGCAGUCAUUGUGGAAAAGCUUUCAAAUGGAGAUAUCUCCUUAUUGUGCAUCAGAGAACGCACACUGGGGAGAGGCCUUAUCAGUGUAACCUGUGUGUUAAAACCUACCGUGGUCAGUCAGCUCUUAUAAAACACAGGAGAACCCACACAGGUGACAAACACUAUGAAUGUAAUGACCGUGUAAAGUUCUUUAACCAGCAGGGUCACCUUACUAGGCAUCAAAGAAUUCAUAGUGGAGGGAAACCUUACUUGUGUACUCACUGUGGAAACUCCUUCAGCCGUAGCUCUGACUUUGUUGCACAUAAAAGGAUUCACAGUGGAGAGAAACCAUACGAAUGUAACCACUGUGGGAAAUCUUUUUGGGAGCGAAAACAGCUUCUUGCACAUCUGCGAACUCAUGCUGGAGAGAAGAAAUUUUAUGAAUGCAGUCAUUGUGAGAAAGUUUUCAAAUGGAGGUCUCACCUCAUUCUGCAUCAGAGAACACACACUGGAGAAAAGCCUUAUGAGUGUAUUGACUGCGGGAAAGCCUUCAGUGAUGGAUCAUCUCUUAGAAAACACGAGAGGACACACACUGGCGAGAAACCCUACCACUGCGACCAGUGUGGGAAAUCUUUUCGGCAGCAGUCACAGCUUGUCGUGCACCAGCGAACCCAUACUGGAGAGAAACCUUAUGAAUGCAGUCAUUGUGGGAAAGCUUUCAGCCAGAGAUCUGGCCUCAUUGUUCAUCAGAGAACACACACUGGAGAGAAGCCCUAUAAGUGUAAAAUCUGUGUUAAAGCCUUCAGCCAGAGAUAUCUCCUCAUUGUGCACCAGAGAACACACACUGGAGAGAAGCCCUAUCAGUGUACCAUGUGUGUUAAAGCCUUCAGUGGUCGUUUAGCUCUUCAAAAACAUGAGAGGACACACAAGGUCAAGAAACCCCAUGAAUGA
Molecule: messenger RNA, 1212 nt
Organism: Eptesicus fuscus (big brown bat)
Lineage: Eukaryota; Metazoa; Chordata; Mammalia; Chiroptera; Vespertilionidae
Product: zinc finger protein 436
Exons: 3
Coding region: 1-1212 (403 amino acids)
Biological process (GO): regulation of transcription by RNA polymerase II
Cellular component (GO): nucleus
Molecular function (GO): RNA polymerase II transcription regulatory region sequence-specific DNA binding; DNA-binding transcription factor activity, RNA polymerase II-specific
Source: RefSeq, a predicted model, not a curated record